Mobula hypostoma (lesser devil ray) is the source of this 1759-nucleotide messenger RNA. RefSeq names its product xyloside xylosyltransferase 1 (gene xxylt1). The transcript is spliced from 4 exons. The record is from RefSeq and is a predicted model, not a curated record. Gene Ontology annotation, biological process: protein O-linked glycosylation via N-acetylgalactosamine. Bases 103 to 1272 code for a protein of 389 amino acids. Gene Ontology annotation, molecular function: xylosyl alpha-1,3-xylosyltransferase activity. NCBI's taxonomy places the organism in Eukaryota, Metazoa, Chordata, Chondrichthyes, Myliobatiformes, Myliobatidae. Gene Ontology annotation, cellular component: endoplasmic reticulum membrane.
UUCUCUAUCCGCAUGGCACUGUCCAUGGAGAGAGGUUGGAAGUAGACGAGUUGGCCCCCUCCCGCCCAUCCCUCCUGCUUCCCCACCAGGGUGUCUCCAGCGAUGGGGAUGUGGCGGAAGAUAGUGCAAAGUAAAGCGAAGUUCACCUCAGUACGCUCUUACCAGUUUAUCCUGUUACUUAUAGCUGCCUUGGCCGUGUUUGCUUUUUACUACUUUGGGUCCAACCAUGAAAAUUUCUCCAGCGCAACCAGGAGAAUGAAAGAGAGCCAGGCAGGGAAGAGUGCCCAGAGCGAUGCUCAACUGGUGGCGAAUCUGAGUGAGAAGAAGGCGGCAGAAUCCCUGCAAAGUGUCGCCGCAGUUAACGGGCUGUCCGACGGGACGGUAUACCUGCACGCCCUGAUGAUGUUCACCAAAGUGGAUAAAAACUACGCUCUCCAGGAAAAAUUUACGGUUGCAAUUAAGUCCAUGAUAAAACACGCGGUACUCAAGGAUAAAGAGGUGCUCCAUCUGCAUUUUGUUAGUGAUGCACCCAGCCGUAACAUAGGCGAACCGCUUCUCCUAAAGCUGCUGCAAGUCGCUGUCUUCAAGUACCAGGUUUCAUUCCAUGAUGUUGAUGCCAUGACUCAGAAGUUAUUCCCUGUUGUUGAAGCAAUGCAGAAUCUCUUCAGUGCUGGCUCUGGUGCCUAUUACAGUGAUUCCAUUUUUUUCCUGUCAGUUGCUAUGCACAGAAUCAUGCCAGCAGAGAUGACGCGUAUUGUGCAGCUGGACCUGGACUUGAAGUACAUGUCUAACAUCAGGGACCUGUUUGAAGAGUUUGACAAGUUCCAGUCGGGUGCUGUAAUAGGUAUUGCCAGAGAAAUGCAGCCUGUUUACAGGCACACCUUCUGGCAGUACCGCCAAGAAAACCCCAGAACUAAAGUCGGUGAUCCUCCGCCAGAUGGUCUCCCUGGUUUCAAUAGUGGAGUCAUGCUCUUAAAUCUAGAAGCCAUGAGUCAGUCAGAUCUUUACAAUCAGCUUUUGGAUGCAGUGAAGGUAAGAAAACUUGCAGAAAAGUAUCAUUUUAAGGGCCAUCUAGGCGACCAGGACUUCUUCACAUUGAUUGGAAUGGAGCAUGCAGAACUCUUUCACAUUCUGGACUGCACGAACAACAGACAGCUCUGUACCUGGUGGCGGGACCAUGGAUAUGCUGAUGUCUUUGACCUGUACUUCAAAUGUGAUGGAAAAGUGAAAAUAUACCAUGGAAACUGUAAUACUCCAAUCCCAGAUAAUUAAAUGAACUAUUUUUGAGUUUGUAUACCAAUGGUUCAAAAGGCACAUUCCUUUUGCUGGAAAAAUAUGUUCAUUUUAUAAAACUGUUCUUUCAUUUUGAAACUUCUGUUUUUAGUUCAGAUUUGUUUUGUCUUCUGAUCUCUGCCAUGCAGUGAAUGACAACCAUCAAAAUAAUUAAUCUAGAGUGAGGAAAAACUACAUGAUUGAAAUAUAAUACAUCCUAGAAUACCUACAUUGUCAUUAAACUUGUCGCUGUAUUCAGAAUAGACAUGCCUAUAACUUUUAUAUACAAGUCAAUAUUUUAUUUGUAAGGUAUUAAUCUGAAAUGGUGGAAAUCUGAAGUAGAAACAGAAUAUUCUGGAUAUACUCAGCAGGUCAGGCAACAUCUUAAUAAUCAUUCUUUGCCUGUUCCCACAGAGGCUGCCUUUUCUACCGAGUAUUUCCAAGCAAUUUUCAUUUUUAUGUUACACACAUAAAAGUUGCUGGUGAA